Durio zibethinus is the source of this 1409-nucleotide messenger RNA. RefSeq lists its product as uncharacterized. Gene Ontology annotation, biological process: regulation of DNA-templated transcription. Gene Ontology annotation, cellular component: nucleus. NCBI's taxonomy places the organism in Eukaryota, Viridiplantae, Streptophyta, Magnoliopsida, Malvales, Malvaceae. The record is from RefSeq and is a predicted model, not a curated record.
AAAAAGUUGUGGACAAGUUUUCCAGACUUAAAAUAACAAAUUCGGCGACAAUGCAAAGAAACCUUCUUAAGGCCCAAACCAAUUCAACCCUAAUAUCCUGCCCUCUUUAUUCACACCCUGAAACUCGACCAAAUCCACACCAACACUCAAAACAGAUGACUAACCCACCACCCAAAAUCAUAAAAAUAGGUUAACCCCAUCCUUAGCUUCACCCCUCCCCCCUACCGCUAACCCUAACCCUAACCCUAACCCCAACCCCAAACCCAACCCCUCCAGGAAGAAAACCUAGCCAUGGACUCCACCCCACUCCUGCCCCAGCCCCUUGUACCCUCUGCCUCCAAACUACCAAUCAAACGCAAAACCCCUUUGCCCCAAGACUCCCAGCAACCACAAUUCCACAUCCCAAAACUUGAAUUCGGACCAAUCUCAGUUCCUCCCUGUGAUGGCUCACCAACCAAACCCAAACCCCCUGCUUUCAAAUUCCACCGAAUCUGGACCGAGCCUGACGAGAUCAGCUUCCUCCAAGGCCUUCUCCAAUCCCAUUCCCUCUCUUUCCCCAAAGACCUCCCCAUUUUUUACUCCAACUUUUCCAAUUCCAUUUCCCAACCUUACACCAAGUCCCAACUCUCCGAAAAGCUUAGACGUCUCCGCAAAAAGUUCCGGGUCAUUUCCUCUAGGCUGGCUCGAGGGUUGAACCUCUCUGCUCUCUCAGCUCAUGAUCAAGCUUUAUUUGAUCUUUCUAAAAGGCUUUGGAGUCGUGAGUUUGCUUCCACUUCCCCUUUUGGUAAGAAUUCUUCCGGCUUUAAUGUUGGGUUUUCACAAGAUCAUGAAAAUAAUGGCGUUGAUGGGAAUGAUUUUGAUGAUUGUGAUAUGAUUGAUAAUGAUUGGGAAGUGAAGAUUAAUGAGGUUAAUGUGAGUUAUGAUUUUGGUGGGGGAAGAGGUGAGGUGAUUAAUGGCGAGGCAAUUGAUGGAGUCGUUGUAAAAAGCGUUUUGGACGUGUUUGACGAGUGUUUUAAAGAGGUUCGGAUGGCUUUCGCAAAGCAGGGUGUAGCUUGGAUGGAUACAAUGCAGAGGAGGUGGAAGAAGCAAAGGGUUUCCGAGCUCAACGUGUUGGGGAGGCGCCUGAGGUUGGCUAUCGAGAAUUCUCUGACUAGGGGAUGAGUAUUUCUAAAAUUGGUGGAAUAUUGCGCAUCAUUUGAGAUAAAAAAAAGUUUGUAUAUUCUAGUUCAAUGUAGAUAAAUUUUCAGGGUGAUAUCUUGUUGAUGAAAGAGCCUAUAACGCAUCAAGCAGUUUGUGUUUUGAAGGACUGAAAACAAGUUUCCAAGACUUCUUUAAGAGGAAAUCUAAUGUAUUGUUGUUCAACUUUGAAAGAUAGGACUAAACAUUGCAUUUUGAUGGUUAAUUUUGGC